AUGCCAGGCGACGAUUCCUGGCCCAGCAGUCUACUCUGGGAUAUCUUUGAUAUCCUGCUGGGCAAACGCUUGAUCAAGACAGUACCGCUGGCAGCAUACUGCUACCCGGACUGGCCGGAGUAUGAUGCAGAUAAGUGCGCCAAUAUUACCUCGCAAUGGGCCGUUUCCAAUCUCCAUAUGGACGACCCAGCUUCUAUCAUGAUGCCCCUGUAUGAGGGUAGAACCUGCAUGGCACCUGGGUGGAAUUACACCAACACUUGUGAGUUGGGUGGGUACCCAACAUACGUUGUCAAUGCGUCCACCGUGGCUCAAAUUCAAUUGGCCAUCAACUUUGCACGUAACCUGCACCUUCGCCUGGUGGUAAAGAACACUGGACAUGACUUCAAUGGCAAGUCAUCCGGUAAAGGCGCUCUGUCCAUCUGGACACACUGGUUGAAAGAUAAGGCGUUUUACCCUCAGUACAUCGCUGCCAAUGGCUAUGUUGGACCUGCCAUUAAAUUCGGUUCUGGGGUUCAGGUCUGGGAAGCUUAUGAGUAUGCGAAGAGCCUCGGUGUUAGCGUCGUUGGCGGAGAAGCUGUUACUGUCGGUCUGGGAGGUGGCUACACUGCAGGUGGUGGUCACUCACCGUUGAGCAGUAUGUAUGGCAUGGCUGCCGAUCAGGUUCUUGCUAUGGAAGUUGUGCUGGCUGACGGGCGCUUCAUCACUGCAUCCUCCACCGAAAACUCCGACAUUUUCUGGAUGCUUCGUGGUGGUGGCGGCAGUACCAUCGGAGUUGUUACUUCUCUGGUUGUUAAAGCUCUCUCAAGAUUGCCAACCACCACAGUUACGUUCAACUUCACCAUCAAUGACGCUCCCAAUGUCGAUGCGUUCUGGAAGGGAGUUGAGUCCUACUUUGACAAUUUCGAGGAUUUUGUUAACGCCGGUACCUACGGCUACUACUAUGUUGGGGCGUCCGCCAUUGAAAUUGGUACUGACUAUGCUGGGUCAACCGACUAUUACUUCCGCAUGCAGUCUUUUGUUGCACCGAACAUGACUAUCGCUGAGACAAAGGCUCUGCUUGCUCCAUGGUAUGAGGUUCUUGAUAGCCAGAAUAUCACCUAUACACCAUGGUACAACUAUGCUGACAAUUUCCAUGACGCUUGGGUUGUCGCGUUCCCUCAAGAAUUCGCCGGAGGUGCUGCAGUCAAAACCGCCUCCCGUCUGAUGCCCCGUAGCGUCUUCCAAGACGAUACUCUCCGUAAACGUACAUAUGCCGCGCACAAAGACGCUACUGAAAAGGGUCUCUUCAUCGCCGGAUUUCACAUCUCCGGAACUGGUAUCGCCGUCGCUCCACCCAACGACACUUCCGUCCUCCCUGCCUGGCGUGACGCUCUCGCUCAUGUUAUUGUCGGCAUUGAAUGGUCUAAUAAUGCCCCUUGGGAGACAGUUCAUAACGCCUCGCUAGCUGUCACAAGCUGGAUGGAUGUCCUGCGUGACAUCGCCCCCGAGUCCGGCGCUUAUAUGAGCGAGGCUGAUCUCCUUGAACCCAACUUGCAGGAGGCCUUCUAUGGAGUCAACUACCCGGCUCUAUACGCACUGAAGCAGAAGUAUGACCCCACUGGUCUGUUUUUUGCGCUAACUGCUGUUGGUGCGGAGGAUUGGGAGGUCAGGACCAUCGACCCUUUACCCUACUCUUGGAAUAACAAUGGACGACUUUGUCCUGUUCCCUCUUAG
Aspergillus bombycis is the source of this 1713-nucleotide messenger RNA. Its product is annotated as FAD binding domain protein. Bases 1 to 1713 code for a protein of 570 amino acids. Gene Ontology annotation, molecular function: oxidoreductase activity; FAD binding. Lineage: Eukaryota; Fungi; Ascomycota; Eurotiomycetes; Eurotiales; Aspergillaceae. The record is from RefSeq and is a predicted model, not a curated record. The transcript has 5 exons.